GAGUUCAGCCUCGAAUCCAAGUCUACAAUCGGUGUUGAGUUCGCUACCAGAAGCUUGAAUGUUGAUGGCAAGGUCAUCAAAGCUCAGAUUUGGGACACUGCUGGCCAAGAAAGGGAAAUGUUUGCCCCCACCACAAAGCUCCUAGUGAAAGGAAUAAACUGAGAACACUCACACUCCUCGAAAGUCUUCAGCCCAAAGUAUCAAGGCAACUCUGCUGAAAACAGCAUCUAACAAUCCAAGAGAAGGUCUCCAUUGAGGUGUCCUCUGUAUCCUUCAAGGUCCUCUUAAAUCGAGGGCUCCACACCAUGCCUGCCGAAGAGACCUCGAGGUAUCGUGCCAUCACUAGUGCCUACUACCGAGGUGCUGUGGGUGCGCUGCUUGUUUACGAUGUUACCCGUCACUCAACAUUUGAAAAUGUCGAAAGGUGGUUAAGGGAGUUGAGGGAUCACACGGAUCCCAAUAUUGUCGUUAUGCUCAUUGGUAACAAAUCCGAUCUUCGUCACCUUGUGGCGGUUUCAACCGAGGAUGGAAAGUCAUUUGCCGAGAGGGAGUCACUCUUCUUCAUGGAAACGUCCGCUCUAGAAGCUACUAACGUUGACAAUGCGUUUGCGGAAGUUCUCACUCAGAUCUACCGCAUCGUCAGCAAGAAGGCGAUGGAGUCGGGCAAUGAUGGAACUGCUUCUGCAGUCCCCACCAAAGGAGAGAAAAUCGACAUUGGAAAAGAUGUGUCCGCAGUGAAAAGAACUGGGUGCUGCUCAAACUAGGGUUUUGAACAGAAAUUUGAUUUGCUUUAAUGGGAUGUGGCCGGUUUGGUUUUUUUGCUGCAUCUAUUAUUGUACACCAUGAUUGUGUAAAAUUUUCUCAGAGAUGUUCACAUUAGGGGAGAAGGUGAGGAUUUUACUUUGCUCAAUUUUAAAUUCAUUAACCCAUGAUUGUUAUAUCAUUUGUGCAAACAAAGAGCUUGAUGAGAGAUAUAGGAUAUUACUAUUUAUUGGCCCAAAUUUGCAUGA
Molecule: messenger RNA, 1010 nt
Organism: Camellia sinensis
Lineage: Eukaryota; Viridiplantae; Streptophyta; Magnoliopsida; Ericales; Theaceae
Source: RefSeq, a predicted model, not a curated record